AUGUCUACCGCAGGCCAUGGCUCUUACUCUGCCCCACCGCAACUUCUGUCCUUUGAUGGCCUUCUUUUUGAUUUUGAUGGAACUAUUAUAGACUCUACAGAUGCAAUCGUUAAACAUUGGCACUCACUAGCAGAGGAAUUGGGUGUAGAUCCUAAAGUUAUUUUAGCUUCUUCACACGGUAGAAGGAGCAUUGAUACGUUAGCCUUGUAUGAUCCAAGCAAAGCUAACUGGGAUUAUGUUAGUGAGAUUGAAGGUAUCCUGCCCCGGAAGUACGGUAAGGACGCAGUUGAGAUACCGGGAGCGCGUGAUCUGCUCAACAAGCUAGAGGACGCUGGCGCUCCGUGGGCAGUGGUUACAUCUGGGACCCGAGCACUGGUUACAGGUUGGCUGGAAGUCCUCAAGCUAACACACCCCAAGUUCCUCGUUGUAGCAGAGGAUGUGGAGCAAGGCAAACCCAACCCCCAGUGCUAUUUGCUCGGUCGAUCACGUUUGAACUUGGGCGAGUCAGCAAAUAUGCUGGUAGUUGAGGACGCCCCGUCAGGAAUCAAGGCUGGCAAGGCGGCCGGGUUUCGGGUGCUUGCGUUAGAAACCACUCAUACCAUCCAACAGCUAAAGGAUGCCGGGGCCGACUGGAUAGUCAAGGAUCUGGCGAGUGUCACCUUCAAGGCAUUGAAUGGCAAAGUGGAAAUUGAAAUCAACAAUGCCCUGCAGUGA
Messenger RNA from Talaromyces proteolyticus, 714 nucleotides. Its product is annotated as glycerol-3-phosphate phosphatase. The transcript is spliced from 4 exons. Gene Ontology annotation, molecular function: beta-phosphoglucomutase activity; sugar-phosphatase activity. Lineage: Eukaryota; Fungi; Ascomycota; Eurotiomycetes; Eurotiales; Trichocomaceae. The record is from RefSeq and is a predicted model, not a curated record. Bases 1 to 714 code for a protein of 237 amino acids.